This is a messenger RNA of Amphimedon queenslandica, 1311 nucleotides long. RefSeq names its product polyphosphoinositide phosphatase-like. NCBI's taxonomy places the organism in Eukaryota, Metazoa, Porifera, Demospongiae, Haplosclerida, Niphatidae. Gene Ontology annotation, molecular function: phosphatidylinositol-3,5-bisphosphate 5-phosphatase activity. Gene Ontology annotation, biological process: phosphatidylinositol dephosphorylation. Gene Ontology annotation, cellular component: intracellular membrane-bounded organelle. The record is from RefSeq and is a predicted model, not a curated record. The coding region runs from base 127 to 1245 and encodes 372 amino acids. The transcript has 7 exons.
UCUAUCAAAAUGCAGAAAUCACUUCUCCCAAUAUAACAAGCUAUACUGUAUUUAUUAAUAUUAUUUAUUAUUAUUAUAUUCCCCUCCAGUUAUUCUUAUGAUGUAACUCAUUCCCUUCAGUUCCAAAUGAGGACUUCAGAGGGUCCUAUGCCUCCGUCCUGUCUUAGGUUCAUAUGGAAUGAGUACUUACUGGAGAACCUUGAGGGCUUCGUACACUCAAGAUGGAUACUCCAUAUAAUAUGUGGAUUCAUGUCACAAAUCAAUACUUCAGUUUUUGGUCAUCCUAUAUACUUUACACUCAUCGCCAGAAGAUCUCGUAAUUUUGCUGGUACCAGAUACCUCAAGAGAGGAAUCAAUGAUGAGGGUGAUGUAGCUAAUGAGGUUACGAUAGAGCAGAUAGGUCAUGAUGCCAGUACCACCCUUCACUCCAGUGGUAGGUACACCUCAUACGUUCAGUUGAGAGGAUCAGUCCCUUCAUAUUGGUCUCAGGACAUUACUACAAUAAGACCAAAGCCACAGAUAAGGAUUGAUAGAGCCACUCCAUACUUCAUUCCAGCUGGUAUGCAUUUCUCUCAUUGUCUCAAGAGGUUCGGCUCACCAAUAAUCUGUCUGAACCUCGUUAAGAGUAAAGAGAAGAGACGUCAUGAGUGUUUAUUGACUGAUGAGUUGGAGUCAGCCACUGAAUAUUUGAACCAGUUCCUCCCACCAGAACAUCAUAUACAGUACAAGUACCUGGACAUGGCUAAACUACACAGGAAGCAGGAUGAUCUCAUAUCAAGACUAGAGAGGUUAGCUGGUGAGUGUGUACAGAGUACUGGUAUAUUCCACAGUGGACAGGAGCCAUACUGCCACCAACUGAACCCUCACCAGGAUUAUCUUAAUUUAAAAGGUUACGGUUAUCAUGAUGGGUUUGUCGGUAGGAGUCAAACUGGUAUAAUCCGUGUCAAUUGUGUGGAUUGUCUAGACAGGACCAACACUGCCCAGUUCAUUAUUGGUAAAGUGGCCCUUGGCUAUCAGCUGUAUCUAUUAGGACUACUGGAUGAGCCACACCUUCCUUUUGACUGUGAUACGAUGAGACUGUUUGAGGAGGCAUAUGAGGACCUGGGGGAUAGUCAAGCUAUACAGUAUGGGGGAUCAACACUGGUAAUAAGUACGCUGGUAUAUGUACAUAGGUACACUGGUACAUAUACACUGGUACGCUGGUACAUGUACAUAGGUAUGCUGGUACAUGUACAUUUGGCGUAGUGGUUUAAUUUGAUAAUAUUGGCUAAAUUUAUAACAGAGGUUUAUAGCCAUUGUACAUGUGUAAAG